This is a messenger RNA of Pangasianodon hypophthalmus (striped catfish), 15143 nucleotides long. It is a transcript of the gene cd109, whose product is annotated as CD109 molecule. Gene Ontology annotation, molecular function: endopeptidase inhibitor activity. The transcript is spliced from 33 exons. NCBI's taxonomy places the organism in Eukaryota, Metazoa, Chordata, Actinopteri, Siluriformes, Pangasiidae. Gene Ontology annotation, cellular component: extracellular region. The record is from RefSeq and is a predicted model, not a curated record. Bases 69 to 4466 code for a protein of 1465 amino acids.
UUUAAAACAAGAAUACUUCCUGAAUUCUUCAUAACCACAGAGAAUUGACAUGAGCCUAAGACUUAGAAAUGGGGCAGCUUCACAUUGUCAUAAUGAUUGGAUUUUUCACAGUGAUUGGUGGAGCACAAAACCCAACAAGUCCAGCUCCACUUCAGAGCCCUUCCUAUCUGAUCUCAGUCUCCAGAGUGCUACGUUCUGGUGUUCCAACUAAAGUAUCCAUCACCAUCCUUGCCAAAUCAUCAGUUUUAGUUAUCUCUGAGAUAAUGCAAGGCAACAACAGCCUGGGCCGCGCUCAGACCACUGUCGAAGGAGGAUCCACUAAACUGCAAGUGCUGCCUCCUAUCCCUGAGAAUGAUUCCAGCUACUGGUACCCCUAUAAGCUGAUUGUAAAUGGUUACAUUGGACAGACUUUGGUCUUCUCUAAUUCUACCAUGCUGCAGUACAGCCCCAGGAGUGUGUCUAUCCUGCUACAGACUGACAAACCCAAAUACAAACCAGGCCAAGCCGUAAAAAUCCGGGCUCUGGUCAUAACCCCUGAUGGCAAACCAUGCAACAAACAGAUAGACAUCAUCAUAAUGGAUCCACGGGAGAAUCUGAUCCGUCAGUGGCUGGCUGUAGACACUUUCCUCGGAGAGACGGCUAAUGAGUUUCAGCUCUCUCAGAACCCUCCUCUCGGGACGUGGAAAAUCAUAGCUACAGUGAACGAAGUCACUCAGGAAAAAAUCUUCACUGUCAGUCAUUACGUGUUGCCUAAAUUUGAGGUUCUGCUCGACACUCCUGAUGUUCUUUACUGUGAAGAGAACCUGACAUACACUGUUACUGCACAAUAUCUUUAUGGAAAGCCAGUUGCUGGGAAAAUGUCAGUAGUAUAUGUUCAUAGCUUCCAUGGUAUAACAUCAUCUCAUGAAGAUUGGAAAAUGAUUGACGGAAAAGCUGAAUUAAGCUUUGACGUUCCUUCGCUGUAUCAGAAGAAGAAGUCAGCUGACUAUAUGUCUCCUUUUUAUGAAGAAUUUGACACCAGUGACUACAUCGACAUUAACGUGCAGGUCACAGAACUGCUGACUGGUGUCACAUACAACAGCUCUGCUCGGGUUUCUGUUGCGAUGUAUAGAUAUAAUCUGGAGUUUCAGCAGUAUCCGUCCACCAUAAAGCCGUCUCUGAAAUUCUCUGCCCAGCUAAAAUUGUCCACCUAUAACCGCGGUCCGCUGACAGCAGAGGACCAGAGUCGGAGUGUGACUCUCACUGUGAGUCAAGAGCAUCUCACUCCAUGGACGCUGGAAUGGGAAAAUUCGGCAAAUUUCAAAACCCGGAAUUCCUCUCAUUUGGAAUUUAUAGCCUCGACUUUCAUUUACCCUAAUGGAAAUAUUUCAGUGAAGAGCUUACAACUUCCUGUCCCUGCUGAUGGAGUCAUCCCCUUCCAGAUCGAGCUCUCUGAAAACGUGGCUAUGCUAAAAAUAGAGGCCCAAUAUGAAGACAUUCAAAAGAGUCUACAGCUGUACAGAAGAUACUCGUCUCCUUCUGGAACGUAUAUACAGCUGAGAAGCAGAAGUUCUCCACAGAUUGGGCAAUCCCUCUACAUGACUGUGGAAAGCAAUUUCCCCCUAACUGAAUUCCACUACAUGGUGAUAUCACGAGGCCAGGUGGUGGCUGCUGGGAAUGUGACUUCCUCAUACUUCUCUCUGUCUCCUGAUCCGUCAUGGGUUCCACUGGCGAAUGUGCUAGUGUACUGCGUCCUCCCUGAUGGCGAGAUUGUCAAUGAUGUGAUGGACGUUUCCUUCACAAAAAUGCUGCGAAACAAUGUGUCUGUAAGCUGGGCAAAAGAGCAUGCAGAGCCAGCAGAGAACGUGUCUCUGUCCAUCUCCGUAGCUGAGCCCAGAUCACUGGUGGGAAUCCUGGUAGUAGACAAAGCAGGCCAGGACUCAGACCGGAGCAACGAUUUCACAGAAAAGAGGGUGAUAGAGGAACUGGCUACUUACACUACGGAUGUGACUCUGAUGGACGGAAUGGAAAUUAGUGACCCACACUCUGUAUUCAUGGUGAGUGGCAUCACAGUCCUCACUGAUGCGAGCCUAAAUGCAGAAAACAGCUACGCCAGGCCUGAAUUACCAGGAGAGGGAUUUCCAAUGCUGCUGACUUGGAAAGAGCAGGCAGACCAGGAACCCCGUCAGCGUCGGAAUUUCCCUGAGACCUGGCUUUGGCUCGACACCACCAUGGGUGAAUCUACAACAGCAGCUUUCACACUCACUGUACCAGACAGCAUGACCUCAUGGGUGGCCACAGCCUUCGUGAUAUCAGAGAAUCUGGGGUUGGGACUCAGCGCGCCUGCAGAGCUGCGUGUAUCUAAAGACUUCUUUGUGUCGUUGAAUCUCCCUGCGUAUCUGGUCCGAGGUGAGCUGCUGCUGCUGGAGAUCAGCCUUUUCAACUACAUGGAUCUGGACCUGGAGGUGCUCGUGACAGUGAAUGAGAGCAGUAUGUUUGAGUUUGUGACCUCAGGUGGUGACGAGUCUCUGUUAGCAGGCAUGCGUCAUGUGUCUGUAUGGAGGCAGAAGAGCGCCAUGGUGUUGUUCGCCAUCAGAGCCACCCAGCUCGGUCAGAUGCCCAUCUCCGUCAAGGCCAUGAGCUUCUACGCCUCAGAUUUGGUCUCUCAGACAAUCUUGGUUAAGCCAGAGGGGAGGCAGCAGUCGUUCACUCAGACACUCUUUCUGGAGUUUGAUGCAAUGACAACGUCUCUGUCCAGAGAGGUGGAGUUUCAUUUCCCUUCAGCAGCUGUGCCAGGCAGUCUGAGUGCCCAGGUCACUGCGGUCGGUGACAUUUUGGGGCCAUCCAUUAGUGGUCUGGACUCUCUGAUUCAGAUGCCGUACGGCUGUGGUGAGCAGAACAUGAUCCACUUUGCACCGAAUGUUUACGUACUGCAGUAUCUGAGCAGGUCGGGUCACACGGAUGAGGAAACGCGUGCUAAAGCACUGAGCUACAUGACACAAGGCUAUGAGCGUGAGUUGUCGUAUCAGAGGAUGGACGGCUCUUUCAGUGCUUUUGGAGACAGUGACCCUUCUGGCAGUACGUGGUUAUCAGCGUUUGUGCUGAGGUGUUUCCUCCAGGCUCAACAGUUCAUCUUCAUCGACACAGCGAUCCUGCUCAGGACGACGAACUGGCUGCGGGCCCAGCAGAGGGCUGACGGAUCCUUCGCAGAGCCUGGACGGGUUAUACACACUGAGCUGCAAGGAGGACUGGACGGCCCAGUGUCCCUCACUGCUUAUGUCCUUAUGGCUCUUCUCGAGGACGUGAAAUACAAGCAUAUGUAUGACAGUGAGGUAUCUGCUGCCAUGAGCUAUCUGACCUCCAAACUGAACCAAGGUAUCUCCAGUAACUACAGCCUGUGUCUGGUGACUUACACACUGACUCUGGCCAAAAGUCCAUCAGCUGCCAUCGCUCUGACUAAGCUGAUGAGCAGAGCCCAGAUGCAUGAUGGCGUGCCCAUGUGGAGCACUGGUGGAAGCGGCGUGUCGGAAUCGUGGCAACCGCGCUCAGCUGAUAUUGAGAUGGCGUCCUACGCUCUGCUCUCUCUGUACAUGCUGGGCAGUGUGGAGCAAGCCCUCAGCCUCAUGAAGUGGCUCAGCCAGCAGAGGAACCACCUCGGAGGAUACGGCUCCACACAGGACACGGUGAUCGCGCUGCAGGCUCUAUCGGCCUUUGCCUUGCUGAGCAGCACAGAGCAGAUCAACCUCAACAUCACAGUGUCGACGCAGACGGCCACAGUGGCUACGUUCAGCAUAGACCGAACUAACUACCUGCUCUACCAGAGCCAAGAGAUUGAAGCUGAAAAGCAUCUUCAGUUCCAAGUGACAGCUGUAGGAAGAGGAUUUGCGCUGUUCCAGCUUACAACAUUCUACAAUGUAGAGACUCAAGAGCUGUCACGCAGACGUCGUGCUCACACCUGUGAGGCCUUUGACUUGUACAUACAUGUUAUGGACAAAGACAUGUACAAUGUCAACGUUUAUAUAUGUUUCCGGUUGUGUGAGAACCAGGAGCUGAAUCAGACAGGAAUGGCAAUUCUGGAUGUUGGCCUACUCACUGGCUUCAGUUUGGCUCAAAGUGGCGUCCCAAUAAACGAGCAGGUUAGAAGAGUGGAGACGUCCCCAGGAAAAGUCAUCCUGUACUUAGACUCGGUAACCAAAGCUGAAACCUGUGUUGAGAUCCCAGCUACACUGGAGUUUAAAGUAACUGAUGUUCAUGAUGCAGUGGUCACUAUUUAUGACUACUAUGAGCCAAGGAGGAGGGCGGUGGGGACGUACACAUCCGAGACCAGAAGAGACAUGCCGUUUUGUUUUUUCUGUGGGGAAGACUGCUCUCAGUGUGCCGAUUUGGGGAUCUCAGUGUUUGACGGCAUUAUUUCCUCACACCUUCAGCAGGGUUUGGUUCAGAGCCUGGCUUUGCUGCUCCUCAUCACCUUCUCACUCUGCUUCUAGAGAAGAGGUGGCUGAAACCUCUUUUUGUAUUAAUAGAUAUUAAAAAAACAUUUCUGUAGUGUAGUAAGGACUAGGAAACCCCUAUGUGAAAUAACAAUUCAGGACUGUAAGGUUAAUUUGCACUAAGUGAGUACUUUGAUGCAGAAUAUCUGCAGUCAUUGAAGAUAAUCAUGUAAAUUAACUUUAACUUUAAAAAAAUGAAGCCUUCUAAUAGCAAAAAUAAUUCAUGAAAAACAUCAGCACACAAAACAGUGUGUUACUGUUAUUAUCAGAUUUCAAAGUUAUACCAAGCUUACUUACCAUGAUUUAAAAACAGACGCUUUGUAUAUAUAUUUCUUUACUAAUUACUGAAUGACAGUAAAAAAAAAGUCAUUUUAUAUAGUUUACAUUUUUAGUGCAUUAUUAGUACGCUCUAUAGAUGGUUGUCUCACACUUUUCUUGUUGCAUUUGAAUAGAAAAUUUACACUCAUUGUAGGCAAUAAUUCCUUUAUAUAUAAAUGAAACUGUUAGUUUAAUUGCUACUUUAAUAGUUAGAGGUAAUGAAGCAUAUGAAGAGUAUCCACCUAGCCUAAACUGCUAUUUAUACUCCUUGUAUGAAGUAUGUAAGUAUGAGGAGCACUGAUUCAGAAUUCUAAUACAAAUUUUGACAGCCAAUCAGAAAUUAGUAUUUUGUGGUAUGAACUGUAAUUACCUACAAACUGUAAUUAUUUACAAUAAUACACAUCAUAAUGAAGGACUAUUGCCUGAAUAUGUGAUGUUAUUUCUACAUUCUAUAAUAACGCCCAUGUAAGUACAUGUAAGUAGUUACACAGGAGUGGACAAAGCAAUAGCCCAGACACACAGGACAACAGAUUUCAUGUGCAGGCUAUUUAAUAAAAAACUAUAUAAUUGGUUGGUUCAACAAGCAGAUAAAGAAAGAACACUUGAUAAUAAUGGUUUUAUUUGCAGUGUAGGUGUGUUUAAAUGCUGCUGUAACUAUAGCAUGCGCUACUCGUUCUGAAUCCCACCACCUGCUGCACUACACACAUUGGCUGAGGCGUGAUCUGGAUGUCAGUAGGCGGAUAAUUAGAUUGCACAGAUGACAGAAGAUCGUUUCAGAAUCAGUAACAUGCAGGUAUGUGGAAAUACUGACGAAACAGGGCAAAAUAAAGUGUAGUGAAAUAAACGUCAUACUGCUAUAAGUAACACUCAUUGAGAGAAAAUAAAACAAAAUAAGAAGAUAAAAAUGAUAAAAGCCAGAUUCGAAUAAUAUGUUUUACAUCUGAUGGAAGGUCAUCUCACAGUCAAAAACUCUGACCAACGACUUACUGAAUUUUUGUUGAGGGAGUAAAUCCGUUGUGCUACGUUAGAAACUGUGUUAGAAGAAGAUAAUGAACGUUUGCUUCCUCCAAUCUGUGUUGCACUUAACUAACUAACUAGCUCACAACACUUUAUUACACUGUGUUAGCUACCAUUUUUCAGUCUUGUCAACUAGGUUUCCAGGCAGCUAGAACUCGGGACUGGGCACUGAAGCAUUUACUUGCGUGGUGGGCUAAGGAAUAAAUUUAUGAUUUGUCCACCCCUGAUUAGAGAAAGUUUUAUGAUUCUUCAGCUGAGUGUCCCCUGGCUCUUUUGAAGUGCCCCAAAGAUGCUGUGAACACAAAUAUCAAAAGAUGUGCUCCACAUGGUGACUUCCUGACUGGGAAUGAAUCACUUUAAUGUCCAGGCUUCCUGAGACAUGUUUAUAGCCAGACACUGAGAAAGAGAACUAUCUAGAAUGAAAGAGGAAGUCAAGGGCAAAGACUAGCAAGACAUUUUAGUUUGCUUCAGAAUUCUACGCACAUACAUGUGAUUGUGGUCCAAGCUGAUGUGUCGCACCAUAUGGUUGAGACAGGAGUGUGUCUGCAAUGAGAGAAACAGUCUGCAAUGUGACUUUGUAGCUUUUCUUGCGAUGCUGUGCUCGAAGUGCUUGAAAGAGGCCAUUACCUAAUGGAUCACUAGCCUCUUGUGGAUGAUGGAGUAAGCUCGGCCUAAAGGAAAACAUGUUCCCGGGUUCCUCAUUCAUUCUUUCAAAUAAACACUUAUGUCCACGAGCAAGCUCAGUAAUCACUUAAACUUUACAGCAUGCCAUUUAAAGCUUAGGAGGAUUUUUCAACAGCUCUCAAGACUCUCUUAGAGUCAGACCUGUGUUCUUGGUUAAAUCCACAUGUUCUCGAAGUGAGGUUAAAGUCAUGCAACGCCAUGGUGUUAUAAUACACACAAGAUGUGCCGUGAGUCAUUAGCAAAGAGACAUCAGUACUUUGUCAACUUUAUUAAACACAGACCAUUUUUUACAAGGAUAACUUCUGGAACAAAUGCACUGAAAUUAGCUAACACGUAGACUCUGCUAUGCUACUUCAUUAGCAUCACAUUUUGUGGUUUGGGAUAAAAACAAUACAAUGCAGGAAUCCAAGAUUCCAGCAUAACCCACAGUACGUCGCUUAGUUCCAUUAAGUCAUCAAUGUGGUUGCAAUCGUGUGCUUAUAACCACAAGCUUUGGGAAAUAAUGAAAUGUGAAUGCAUGGAACCUAUUGAGUGGAACAGAGCUGAAGCUUGUAACAUAGGCACUACUGUGUAGGAGAUAAAGCCUGUGGUGCUUUAAUAUUGGGGUUCAUCCAGCAGUUCUGUCUUAACUGAACUUCCUCUGUCUGCCUCCGUUUCCUUAAAGUGGGAUCAGACACAGAUGACAAAGUGAUAUAUAAACGUAAGUCCUACUGACACACAAUCCAGAGAAAGCUUAAAUAUUUAUUUCUAUGUUGUAAAAUAUAAGGAAAGAUGAUUGAUAUGCGCUAUUAGCAGGCUGAUGGAUGGGUACUGCCUACUGACAAAAUACUGGAGCGAGAUUUACUAUCAAUUUCCAAGCAUAGUAUCAAUUUCCACACAUGAAAUCUUACUAAAUUUAACUUAAGCAUAUUCUAAGUAAGGUUUAUCAAGGAUUAUUCUCAUAAAAUCUGUAAAUAAAUAUUACCUAGCAUUUUUAUAAGUAACUCAAAUGUGAGUUAAAUUGUACAAAUAAAGUAAAUCAAACUUGUUUGUUGUAAGAAAAUUCUACUUAUCUACUUUAUGCAAGAGAGCUUAAAUGGAUAAAUAAAUCUUAACGCUGUAAAAAGUACACUGCAAACUCUGCUCUCUUCCAGAUGAAGACAAUAGCUGUUUAUUUUCCAGGAAGUAGCAGAGGGCUGCUUAGCAGGCUGAGGGUGAGGCAAGCUCUGGACAGUAAGGAUAAAUUGCUCAUUUGCAAAUCUAAAUCUAUAUCCAGAUACAGGUGGGUCCAAAAGUGUGAGACCACAUUGAAAUUUCUUUCCAUUUCAAAUUGGAAAUAAACAGUUUUUAGAAUUUUGAAAUAUUUAAAACAAAGAAAGUAAAUUUUCAGUAUCUUGAAUAUUAAAUUAUAUUAAGUAAUUAGUGAUACUGACCAUGAUAACUGCUUUGUACAAAAGGUCAGAUUUUUCCUCAUGUCUAAUCUCUUCUAUUGAAGCAUGUGUUCAGACGACACUCCGAUGGAUUCGAUCUAAAAUGGAUCAGUAGGUUUUGCAUAAACAUGUGGAGUCCAUGCCAGCUCGAGUGCAUACUGUCAUUAAAGCAAAAAGGGGACAUACUAAAUAAUAAGAAACUCUGAAAUUCAUGUAAAUAUUUCAAAUAUUCUACUUUUCACUCAAGUUGUUGUCAGUAAUAUAACUUGUAAUGAAAACUGUUGCAUUCAAAUAGAAAAGAAAAUAGAAGCAUUUUCACUAGUGCUCUCAGACUUUUGGACCCCACUGUAUCUGUAAAGUUGCUUUGUGACAAUGUUCAGUGCGAGUAAGAUAGGGGUGAUGUGGUCAGAUCUUCUGGUUCUAAUAAGGACUCUGGCUGCUACAUUUCGUAAUACAACAGCCUUAGGUCUUAAAGCCAACACAACACAGGAAAUAUUGAAAAUAUUUGUUCUCAUCUAUAAUGCUCAAUUAAAUCAGUUAAAGUUCUGAAUUGGAUGUUCUGACAAAAUCGGACACCUAAUCUGACACAAUGUCAAAUGCAAAUAGAAGUACAUCUGCAUUAUGAAGCUGAAUUUCCAGAUGUUUAGCAAUCAGUGUGUUAGAAGAUCAAAAAUAAAUAAAUAAAUACAUUGUCAUACACAAAACUGGAGGGCUGUAAGUCUUUCAGUAAAACUAACCUCUAAUCUUUCCAACAUUUUUUGACAAAAGUCUAUCGUCUCACUUUGUACCACAUUCAGAAAGUGUUGAUUCCUUUUCUACAACAGCAGCUCUGACAGUGUAGUGCCAUCUGUAAUUCAAAUCACAUCAUUAUAUUCUAAUACAUUAUCGUUUCCAUAGUAACAGCUCAAUCACAAGGACUUGUAUGACAAAUACAUCACAUAAUCUAAGGCUAAUAAUGCACAGAUUUUUUUAAAAAAUGUAUUAUUUAACAAAGAAAAAUGUAUAAUCAUUGAUAUGGUGAUGUUUUCUGUAAGGAGACGUUUAUUUAUCACUUAUGGAAGGAGUCUCUGGUGUCAGCACUUUGUAAUGGUCAUUAAAUUUUCCAUCACGGAAAAGUCUUCAGGACAGAGGAGUUUAUGGUUCCUUGGUAAUGUAACAAGUUGUAUUUUAUCAUGUUAUUAACUUAUUAAUAUCGAGAGAGAAAAAAGAGAGGUUGUUGAGGAAAGGUCUGUUUAUAACCCGUAUGAUGUAAGUUAUAAGAGGAAUUAAACUAUAACAGGAAUUGUCUUGCAGAUGAUGAAACACAACAACAUUAGAGGCAAUAAAUAGUUAAAAUGUAUGAAGUGACGUUCUUUAAUAAAAUUAAAAAUUGCAAUAGUUUGGCAAAUUGAUGUGAAAGGGGAAUAAAACACUGUUAUAGGAAAAUAAUGAAAUGAAAUAAUGAUAACUGUAACUCCACUUCACGCUGUGCCAUUUCAUGCCAUAGUACUUAAAUCAAAUUGUCUAGAGCAGCUCCAGAAGGUGUUGUCAUUGUCCUCAACUGCUGAUGAUUAACAUCCAAUAAUUGCUUGUGUGAAAGCAAGAGGUUGACUGCAUCACUAGCUGGCGCAGUUGAGAGCCUUUUAUAAACAUAAAAUCUAUUGAUCCCCAGAUGCCACAUUCCUAUUAAGUGAGCUGUGGAUUUGAUCUUUUAAUAAAUCACCCUGGAAACGUGUUUGCAUCAAAACACAGCAGCUUGCGUAAACACGACACUGAGCUAACCUCUGUAGUGAGCUCGAAGUCAUGGGAACGUAAACAUGAAGUCCUGUGGAAAACAUGCUGCUUAUAGCGUAAGCCUUUCUCUCAAAUCAAACACUUCUCCUCUGACUAAUUUCUGAUGUGAAUGUGUGCUGAGCAUUCAGAGCAAUCAAGUCAAAAGUUACUGUACACAAAGCACAGUAUCUAAGCUCCACUACAGAAAAAACUGCCCUUAUCCAUCCCCGAGCUGCCAAACACAAUCAUAUGACAGACCUCGGAUCUGAUUCAAAUAGACCAAAUGUUUGGAAGCAAUGGGGCAAGGCUUGUCAUCAUCUGACUCCUGGCAAUGCUAGAACCAUUCAAGCAAAAUUCAGAAACUGAGUCUUAUUAACAGCUCAUAACGGAACAGGUUUGAAACAAAACUGCACGCAGACAUUUCAAGGCUUCGGGACUGCAGAUUCUGGCUUCAUUUCUGACAACUCAUGGAGGCAGAAGGAAACUUUAGAAGAGCACACCUUCUGUUCCUCCCCAGAGGCAAUGAGGAAAUGAGUCACAAUUCAGCAUUUGUCUUUAAUUCAGACAUCAUGAACCCUGGCAAUAGCUUGGCCACUCUCUACUAAACCUGAUCUGCCACUAGGUGGUAGACUUGGUCAAGCCAAAUUUGCAUGACAUUGCAGACUACCAAGCAGACAUUAUGACCUCUGGUUAUGUCUCUGCUUAAGACCAUUUUAUAGAGAGUAAGAGAGUUGAGGAUUUCAUGGUUCAGCAAUGCCUACUGACCACGAGUUUACCCAGUGCCAAAGAAAACUGUUAUUAAAAAAAUAUACUGUGUUCAGAUUCCAGUCUGACAAGAACUAACCUUGGGGAUAUGAAGUCCUUCAGUCCUUUAGACAAUUAAAUAGAACGGAGUCUAUCAAAAAUGAAAAUUUUAGUUGCUUUUGAGAAGGUUUACUAAUUAAAACAGCUUCAUUUCUUCUCAAAAGCACUUUUAAAAGGUGAAGCCACAGUUGUAAUGAAGGCUUUAAAUGAGUUCAGUAACUUUAGAUUUUAGCCUCUAGCUAAUUUUGCUUGUCCAGUGGAACAAAUAAAUCGUCAGCUCACUGGGCAUGGACUUGGCUUUUAACGUGAUGUAUAAGUAAAAUGUGAUAAGUCAAGUAUUUAAGUUACAUCAAUACAGCACUUUUUCAUGACCUCAUGAAAAAGAAGCAGAUGCUGCUGAAGUGGGUGCAGCUCACUUCACCGCAUAAAAGAGCAUUCCUCAGUGCACCAGGAAGAGACAUAGCCAGGCUGAGAAUGCACUCAUUUUUGCUGAAGAAGAUCAUGGAAACAACAUGCACAGACAUGUGGAGCUUCCCUAGACAUGGGGGGAUGUUCUGGCUGACCCAAAUCAUUGUGGUGUUACUAGCUUAGCCAGCAGUAAACAGCAAGGUUGUGGGUGAUAUACAUGAUUGAUUAGCUUUCCAGCUCCAUCCAUAACCCUCAGGGUUCAGCCUGGUUAGUGUUUCAGGUCUUGUCUCAACCCUCACCACCUCUGCUGUAAUAUUAUUAUGAUGUAUAUGAUGUAAUGAAUGCGUGCUGGCUGAAGGUUGGGGAGAAAUGGCUGAGACAGACCAUUGCAGUAGCAUUACCACAUUCUCCCACAUUUGUAAUACUAGAGGUUUAAGUAGCCACAGAAGCGCUGUGAUGAUGGAAACUUCUCUUGCUCAUUUUCUAACUCUGUCGUUCCUUCUCGCUUACCCUCAUCUACUGACACUGUAAUUGUUGAAGCUUAAGGAACAGCAGAGCACUGGCUACACUCACAUUACAUUUGGUUGGAAGCUAUUUUUUUCUGCAAGAGAGGUGAUUUAUCAAAGCCAGAGGCCAGGUGUACAGAAAUGCUUUCCACAUUACAAAAUCUUUAAUGCUCAUCAGUGUAACCUGAGAUAUAACGAACAUGUCUUCCUUAAAACUAAUCCAAGUAUGAUUGUUUUUCAGAUUUAAGAGUCAUUGAAUUAUGUUCCAUUUUCUUCAUUGGUUUUCUUGCUGUCUUGACUAAGACUGAGAACUUCACCUCCUAUAAUAAGUCAAGAGUUCUAACAAAGUUCUACCAAAGAUCAUAAUCAGGCGACAAAUUAAAGGAAGAGGCGACAAAUUAAAGGAAGAGGCGACAAAUUAAAGGAAAACUCCAUCCUGAAAUUACUGUGUUGCUGCGCUUAGUGAUUCUGUUGCUAAUUUGUUCGUAUUUUUUCAUAUUUCCAUAAGAAGUUAGUGGUUGUGGGCUAUGCUGAGGUCACCUUCCUAGCACAGUUACAGUGGAGUUUGCUAGGAGAAACAAAUGCAAUGGCAUUGAUGGACAAAUGAUUUGAUGAGGAUGAAUAUGGUGUAAAUAAUAUGCUAUGGCCUUUUACAUUCACCAGAUCUCAACACCUAUGGGACAUUUAGACACUGUGUUAGACAUUGCACAACAAUCAUCAAAACACCAACUGAGAGAAAAAUAUAUUGGAGUGAAGGUGUUUAAUCACCCAGUACAGUUCCAAAGACGUGUAGAAUCUCUAACAAGGCACAUUAAAGCUGUGCUAAUGGCCCAACACCUUACUGAGUUAUUUUAUGUUAAUGUCACCCAUCUGUAUAUGCAGAUAUAUAAAAUUAGCUGUGCUGUCUGAAUAGAAGCCCAUUAGACUGAGAAAACCCUUCUGAAUUAUCUGAAUAUAAGCAUUUAGCUUUCCACAUUUAUCAAGUUUUUGAUUGGAUCUAGGCAAAUUCAUAGUUUUUUUUCCCCCAGAUCACUGGAUAUUAUUACGCAGCACAGGUAAAGCUCAAACAUUUGUUAUUUUGCUGCACUCAUAAUGCAAAACAUCUCAUAAACUUUCCAUGACUGUAAUGAACAAAUCAAAGCACCCAUGAUAUCAUUUCCUAUUUUUGAUCAUUUUUUUUCCAAACCAAAAUCUCAAUCUCAGGAUGUUGACUUGGAAUAGAAUUAGACUUAGAGAAGCAGGUUGUACUCCAUUAAAAUCAAAAAACCACAUUCAAUUUUGUUUCUUUUAAUGUUUCUGGUGUUUCUCUUGUACCAUUGGGCUUAAGUUCUUGCGCAAUCGGAGACGACAACCGCAUUUUACUGCAAAAGACGUGUGUGCAAAGGUUCAGAAUGAACAAAGCAUUCUUGAUGAGAAUAAUUACGCAUGUAAAUGAAGCGAACCAAAUGCUUCCCAUAUUUCAUAGUUUAUAAGGCUUGUUUUGGCCACGCAGGGCGUAGAAAACAGCUGCAGCUCUCUGCAUCUCGGCUUCUUAUGAAUUGCGAUUGUUUUUUUAAUGGAGUACUAUUGAGUUAUUGUUGAAUGAUCUUUAAUAUUUGCUCAGUGAGUAGUCAGCUCUCCCUUCUUUGGCAGCAAGUCAAGAUGAUGUAAUUUGUCGGUAAAGCCUGUAGGAAAAUUCUCAUUUAACUCUGGCACAAAACCAAAGAUGACCUUGUUCUGGACCAUUGUGAUGUUUUGUGUUUCUAUCACAAGUAUCCCUCUCAUCAGAGUCAUGAAAAUCUUGUCUUGGACAGUCGUUCACCAGCCGAGAUAAAACGAUGCAGUAGCAUUACCACAUUCUCCCACAUUUGUAAUACUAGCGUUUCUACAGAAGUGGUGUGAUGAUGGAAACUGUUUUUCUCACUUUUUCUCACUCUUCCCUUCUUUCUCCCUCACACUCAUUUAACUGACACUGUAAUUACUGGAACUAAAGGAACAGCAGAGUUCGGGUUACACUCAUGUUACAUUUCAAAUUCAGUGCAUGGCUAAUGAUUUUCUUCUUGACACCACACAAAAGACGCUGCAGCAUUUCGUCACUUAAGAAAGAUAGGUGAUUUAUCAAGGCCAAGUCUAUUGAAAUGUUUUCCACAUCAUAAUGUCUUUAAUGAUGAUCAGUGUUACAGAAGCCAUAGAGAACAUUACGUCUUUCUUAAAACUAAUUCCAAAGGCAUCUGUUUUUCAACUUUUAAGAUCCCUUUUGUUGUGUGCAGUAACAGCUGGUUGUGCUAUUAGAUGGGAGGGCUAAAAUCUAAUAUCUAUCAAUAGACACUGAAACUAUUAGGAUUGAGCAAUGCAUGAUAUCACUAGGUCUCAUCGAUGCCAUAAUAAGAAUGAUAUGUGGCAAACUAUUACACACACACACAAAAGCAGCUGCGUUCAUAAUUUGUGUGCUUCAAGUCUGUAAUGACCCAGUGGGUUCAUGUCAUGUUUCCUCCGAAUACCAAACAUGUUUUUACAGAAAGAACUAAUUCAUUUUUAUCUUGACUGAACAAUGUAUGCUUAGUCUACCUAUUUUGGUCAAACUAGUUUUCAUCUACUUUUGUCCAAUGAAUGAUCAAGUAAAUAAUUCACCUCAUGUUCAUUACACGUGAGUAUAUUUCACAUGUGCCUUCUCAAUCAAUGCUGAUGACAACUGAUAGCUGAUAGCCCCAGUCUGGAUUCUUCACAUCAUUCUGUGUAUUUUUCCCCAAGACCAUUGGUGGCUACACAACAGUCAAUCCACUUUAAGACAUUUGUCUUUGAAAGAUGCCAUCUAUACCACUUGCCUCUGAUCAUAGGCUAUUUUGUUCUUGUGACCUGCUAUCUUGACUGAGACUAAGAGCUUUCCUUACUAUUAUAUACUGUAUGUUCAUUGACAUUAAUAACAGAAUAGUAUUAAUUAGAAUAUUAGGAGCAGAUUCAUAUUCAUUAUCUACAUACACUAUAUUAUUUUAAGAUGCUGCAACAUGACUGAUUAGUGAGGUUAUCGGGAUCCAUGUGAAGUUUAUUGUGAAGAGACAGGGCAGUGAUGACGCAAUGGUUGAGGCUUUGGGUUACUGAUCAGAAGGUCAGGCUCCAGCACUGCCAAGCUGCCACUGUGGGGCCCUUGAGCAAGACUCUUAACCUUCAUGACUGACCCUGCACUCUGACCCCAACUUCCUAACAAGCUGGGAUAUGCAAAGAAAAGAAUUUCACUGUGUUGUAAUGUAUAUGUGACAAAUAAAGCCUUCUUCUUUUUUAGUGAAAUCAUUAUGUUUCAUGCCAACAGAGUCAAAAUCACAGUUCAAGUACAACAUCCAGAAACGUCCCAAAGAUCAUACACAAAAAGGUUAAGGCAGGCAAAGGCAAAUGGGUAAUCCAGAAAACUUGACUGCCUUUCUACAGAAGGCAUAAGCUGCAUUUUUCCUUGUUUUAGGAACUGUUCUCCAGCAUGGUCAAGGAAUAACCAUGCAAAACUGAUAACAGGUCCAAUUGAGGGAGGUCCAAUUUUAAGAAAAUGCUUAAACGGCAUUAUUUCUAGUUGUCUUGGCACAUGAUCAUUGUUAGGCAUGAGACACCAUCAGUUUUACAUGUUCAGUCCUAGUCAGAAUGGAUGCAAAUUUUCUUCUGUGACAGGAAUGACUCAUUGGGGUUGUGAGGAACUUCAGUAAACAGAGGGAUAUUGUUGUAAGAUGGCGUGACAGAUGCCUUUCUAACUAACCUGCUAAAACUCUUUCAGGAUUAUUCAGAUAUGAACAUGUGGAUUAUACAUGAAAGCA